Molecule: messenger RNA, 658 nt
Organism: Panthera uncia (snow leopard)
Lineage: Eukaryota; Metazoa; Chordata; Mammalia; Carnivora; Felidae
Gene: AANAT
Product: aralkylamine N-acetyltransferase
Exons: 3
Coding region: 13-636 (207 amino acids)
Biological process (GO): response to light stimulus; circadian rhythm; melatonin biosynthetic process
Cellular component (GO): cytoplasm
Molecular function (GO): aralkylamine N-acetyltransferase activity
Source: RefSeq, a predicted model, not a curated record
CCAGCAUCCAGGAUGUCCACACAGAGCACGUACCCGCUGGAGCCCGAGGCCUCGCAGCUGCAGCCGGAGACCCCAAAGGCCCCAGGCCGCCAGCGGCGUCAUACGCUUCCCGCCAACGAGUUCCGCUGCCUCACCCCGGAGGAUGCUGCCAGCGUGUUUGAGAUUGAGCGUGAAGCCUUCAUCUCUGUCCUGGGCAUCUGCCCCUUGUAUCUGGAGGAGAUCAAGCACUUCCUGACCCUGUGUCCAGAGCUGUCCAUGGGCUGGUUCCAGGAGGGCCGCCUUGUGGCUUUCAUCAUCGGCUCGCUUUGGGACCAGGAGAGACUCACUCAGGAGUCGAUGACGCUGCACCGGCCCGGGGGCCACACCGCCCACCUACGCGCCCUGGCCGUGCACCACACUUUCCGGGGACAAGGCAAGGGCUCCAUCCUGAUGUGGCGGUUCCUGCACCACCUGGGGAGGCAGCCAGCAGUGCGCCGGGCCGUGCUCAUGUGUGAGGAUGCGCUGGUGCCCUUCUACCAGACAUUCGGCUUCCGCCUCGUGGGCCCAUGCGCCAUCACCCUGGGCUCGCUCACCUUCAAGGAGCUGCAGCGCUCCAUGUGGGACCAUGCCUCCCGGCGUAGGAACAGCGGCUCCUGAAGUCACUGCUCCCUGCACCCCC